AUGGCGAACCUUGAUCAUCCAAUUACACCAGAUGAUAUCGGCAAUGUCAAGUACUCAUACGACUCACUAGACUCUUCGAAGAAUGAAAUACGGCUGCUCAAAUUCUCCAAAGACACUUCUGACAGCACUUGGAGCAGCACUGCAUGUUCCGUUGUUACAGUCGCUUUGCCUGAGGCUCCGGCGUACUGUGCUAUCAGCUAUGUCUGGGGCGAUCCAACUCAUCUGAGAGACAUAGAACUCGAUGGAUUGCAGGUGCCGGUACUUGCAACUGCAGUAGAAGCACUACAGCAAAUGCACGCGGCAGCAUUCAUCGCAUCUAGUCACACAGCAUACAUUUGGGUCGACGCAGUGUGCAUAGAUCUAGACAACGACCAAGAGCGAGCGCAGCAAGUCAUGAUCAUGUCUGAAAUUUAUUCAAACGCGACGCAGGUCUUGGCUUUUCUGGGACUGUCCUUCUCGGGGCACGUAGAAAUCCAGUCGAGCAUAUGUGCAUCGGCCAGAGCUCUUCGAGAGGCGGCAGGGUCGAGGAAGGGUCUGAACAGACUACUCAACUUUGAUACGGACCUGUCAGUAGCAGAAUACUUGAAUGGACUGGACAAAGCCUUGCUGGCCAAAUUCUACGCAAGUCCCUGGUUCACCAGGCUGUGGAUUCUGCAAGAAGCCGCUCUAGCUCGAGUUGCUAUGGUCUUUUACGGAGACCACAGUAUACCUCUGCCAGACGUCAUCAUAGUCGCUCGUGCUCUCGUGAAGAUGGAGAGACACAGCGGCCGCUUCGAAGUCAGUAGAGAUGCUCUGUCGCACGGCAUCCGGCACUGCAAAACAUUAUUCAAUCUACGUGUUUGGCAUGCUUGCAAGCUCAAUUUGGCGCACGAGGGUGACUGCCGUAGAGGCCAAUGCCACUCUGGCUUACCACUAACAUAUCUCCUAGAGGUGAUGCACAAUCAUGCCAACUCCGAGAUGCGAGACAAAGUAUAUGCGAUCCUGGGCCUUGCUCAUGUAUCGGUAGCGCACGAUCUUCGACCGAACUACAAUCUUCCACUGGAGGUUGUAUAUACACAAGCGACACGUCUCGCCUUUCAGCAGGACAACUCGUAUGAGGUGAUGCGCUGGGCCAGGACUAACGGAAAUCAUCUGAAUGAAUGGUACCGCGAGCACCACUGGCCCACCUGGCUACCAUUAUGGCAAGAGCCAUAUGGUCGCCUCAAAAACCCCUCUGGUCUGCCCUGGUGGACAUUUCGAGCAUCCAACAGCCGCACUGUAAUAUUCCCCACCGAGCUUUCCGAUCCCGUCCUGCGCUGUGAAGGUGUCUUCAUAGACGAUCUGCAGUAUACUUCCUCGACAUUACUCCCUGGCGGAAAAUUUAAAGAAGACGACCAAACCGCCUUACAGGCACUCCAGGACGCGAUCCGGGUGUUCUCUCCCAUGGCACAAAAGGCUCGUGGCGUCAGAUCGGAUAUCGAUAUCGACUCCCAUAUCAUGGCCCUCGCCGGAACGCUGGCCGCGGGCGCAUUGCGACUCCGCUCGCAGGAUGAGUAUAAUGCUCGACAACCACCACCCCGUAACAACAAAGCCGUGCUUACAGCGUCCGAAUUGGCAGAGAUGGCCCACAGUAGUCUGACGCGGAAUGCAGAUGCGAGCAGUGCAGGACAAGCGAUGAAGUAUCUCUAUCAUUUCCAAUUCCAUAGUCGUUUUCGGAAAUUCUUCUUGACCAAGGAUGGAUACAUGGGAAUCGCGUCGCAACAUGUGAGGAUGCAGGACUCGCUCUUCCUGGCCAUGGGCAAUAGCGUGCCGUGGAUUUUGCGGAGAGAAGAGGGACAUUACCUCUUUAUGGGGGUGUGCUAUGUUCAUGGCAUUAUGCAGGGCGAAUUGGCGUCUGAACUUGGGGUGGAAGAUAUCGCAGAAAAGGCACAGUGGGUUAAUAUCCAUUGA
Molecule: messenger RNA, 1929 nt
Organism: Sphaerulina musiva SO2202
Lineage: Eukaryota; Fungi; Ascomycota; Dothideomycetes; Mycosphaerellales; Mycosphaerellaceae
Product: HET-domain-containing protein
Exons: 1
Coding region: 1-1929 (642 amino acids)
Source: RefSeq, a predicted model, not a curated record